CUCGCACUUGCUAAGGAGACACGGGAAGUUCCCUGGCGUAUCAUUCCCGCAGUUAAACCACAAACAUGAAGAAAUUAAAGCUUAAAGAGCUGGAAAGCUGUCUUCAACAAGUUGAUACUUUUGAAAGUCCAAAGCUUCUCCUUGAACAGUAUGCAACAAGACCUCAUAUUGCAGCAUGUAUGCUUUAUACAAUUCACAAUACUUUUGAUGAUAUUGAAAACAAAACAAUUGCAGAUCUAGGAUGUGGUUGUGGCAUGCUCAGCAUUGGAAGUGCAAUGUUAGGAGCAGGAUUCUGUGUGGGGCUUGACAUAGAUGCAGAUGCACUGGAAAUAUUUAAUAACAACAUUGAAGACUUUGAGCUCACGAAUGUCAACAUGGUUCAGUGUGACGUCUGUUCUUUAUCUGAUAGCAUGUCAGAUACUUUUGACACAGUUAUUAUGAACCCUCCAUUUGGUACCAAGCAUAACAAAGGAAUUGAUAUGAUUUUUCUGAAAACCGCUCUACAAAUGGCAAAAACAGCUGUAUAUUCCCUUCACAAAACUUCAACACGGCAGCACAUUCAAAAGAAAGCAGCAGAAUGGGAAGUGAAGAUGGAAGUCUUAGCAGAACUUAGGUUUGAUUUACCAGCAUCAUACAAGUUCCAUAAGAAGAAAUCACUGCAGCUCGGACUUGGAGUGAAUGAAGUGCUGAAUGAAGGCCACACAAACAAGGAUGUUACAGCAGUAGCAUUAUUUCAGAGCCAGCCUGGGGGCAGCAGGAAGAACUCAUGCACUUCAUCCCACUGUUAAAAGAUACAGUCAAAACACUACAAUAU
Messenger RNA from Ficedula albicollis (Collared flycatcher), 814 nucleotides. RefSeq names its product methyltransferase like 5 (gene METTL5). Gene Ontology annotation, molecular function: nucleic acid binding; rRNA (adenine-N6-)-methyltransferase activity. Lineage: Eukaryota; Metazoa; Chordata; Aves; Passeriformes; Muscicapidae. The record is from RefSeq and is a predicted model, not a curated record. The transcript has 8 exons. The coding region runs from base 66 to 788 and encodes 240 amino acids. Gene Ontology annotation, biological process: rRNA methylation.